AUGGAGGGGUUGUCGCUGCUGCUGCAGCAGCUGCAGCAGCAGCAGCAGCACCACUCACCUGCGCGAAUGCAGGAGCUGCUGCAGCGGAUAAAGAAGCACGCGGAGCAGCAGCAAACAGCAGAGCAAUGGCUGCGGCAGCUGCAGCAGCAACAGCAGCAACAGCAGCAGCAGCAGCAGCAGCAGCAACAGCAGCAGUCAUUGUCGCUGGAUCAGCAGGUCUUGCAUCAGAUUAUAGGGAGACAAACAGCACAAAUGCAUGUGCUGCAGCAGCUGCAGCAACUGCAGCAGCUGCAGCAGCUGCAGCAGCUGCAGCAGCAGGCACCAGCUGUACUGCAGCAGCUGCUGCAGCAGGGCGGUACCCCCCAGGAAGAACAGGAGCAGCUGCUCAGCAAAACGUUGCUGCUGCAGCAGCUGCAUCACCAGCGGCAGCAGCUGGCGAGCCAGCUGCAGCAGCAGCAGCAGCAGCAGCAGCAGCAGGUUGCGCAGCAGCUAUCCAGCAUCUUACAGGCAGAGAAGAAGGUGCAGCAGCAAAAGCUCUCCUUGGAGCGGCAGCAGCAGCUGCUGCAGCAAUCAUCAUCAGCAGCAGCAGCUGCUGCUGCUCCUUCUCCUCUCUCACCAACUAGUUAUAUGCGGCAGCAGCUGCUGCAGCUGCUGCAGCAGCAGCAGCGGGCAGUCGCAGCGGGGGGGCUGAACAGCAGCAGCAACAGCAGCAGCACCUUUUCAACAGCAGCAGAAGCAGAGGCAGCACUGCUGCUGCUGCUGUGA
Eimeria mitis is the source of this 765-nucleotide messenger RNA. RefSeq lists its product as uncharacterized. The record is from RefSeq and is a predicted model, not a curated record. The transcript has 3 exons. NCBI's taxonomy places the organism in Eukaryota, Apicomplexa, Conoidasida, Eucoccidiorida, Eimeriidae. The coding region runs from base 1 to 765 and encodes 254 amino acids.